This is a messenger RNA of Aureobasidium subglaciale EXF-2481, 768 nucleotides long. RefSeq lists its product as uncharacterized. The record is from RefSeq and is a predicted model, not a curated record. The coding region runs from base 156 to 626 and encodes 156 amino acids. Lineage: Eukaryota; Fungi; Ascomycota; Dothideomycetes; Dothideales; Saccotheciaceae. The transcript has a single exon.
AGCGGCCUUGUCACUCUCCCGGUCCAGAGUGGUGGGCCAAAAGGCCUCGGAGCCCAGCUUGUUGCUCAGCUUGUUCACAGGCGCGCCCAGCUUGUCGACGAGGUUCCACGCCUUGUCGAAGCCGACCUUGCCUCCGCCGCUUACUCGAGACCACCAUGUGCUUUGUUGCCCCGUCAUGUCGAGGACUUGGGACGCAUCAAUCUCCAAUGUGCGUGUGGCUUUCGUACAUGGCCAGCGGCAAUCUAGGGGAACAGGGAUCAAGGAAGAAGAGAAGGAGAAAGAGAGGCUCGACUGCUGGCCAGGAUCUUCUGGCUGGCGUAGGAAAACGGUGCUUGCUUUCCCUGUCCAUCACCGUUGACGUAUGCAUGCACAGACCCACCGAAACUCUCUCUUCCGCAGACUCCCACCAUGGCCCCGUCUUCAAUACCAAGCCCGACAAUCUUGAGCUAUUGCCCUCGAGCCUUUGCGACUUGCAACUGCAUCUCCCACUCGCUCCACCACUGACAAUGUCCUGUCGGCCAAAAAUCUAUCAGGCACCCUCGCUUUGCGCUUCCCAAUCUAACCCGCCCGCAUGCCUAAUCUGCUCCUAUAACGGCUGCUUCUUUUGCUGUCCUCGACAAAGCUAGAUGCAUGGGCUGAGACAUUCACUCCAGCGCCCGCUCGUAUCCGCUGCCAUGAGCCCUAUACGACUGUCGUCCGUCACGCGUCAGCUUUCAGCUUUGUCACUCAUCCCAUCUUGUCGUCGCUUCUUGUCGACUUUCAUCAUUG